CGGAAGGUGGAAAAGGCUUUUUAGAGACGGAAGCGGGGCGACUAAGUGGCCGUGCUCCGCCACAUGACAUUCUGUAUGUAUGUAGCACGGACGGUGGUCUCGAUACAUUCAAAAUCAUGUUGAAUCUGUCCGAAUGAAUCUGAAUCUGGAGCGAGGCGCUGAGUGGCGGAAGGCACUCCCCGCGUCGAACAUGCGACGACGAGAUCUCGACAUCGAUAGCGCCAAGGUUGGGACUUGGAUGGACGCUGACGGCAUAUACUCCUCACACCAGGACUGUUUCGACUGAGAUCUGGACGUAAUUGCGGUCAUAUACAUUCAGCGCCGGCUGUAAUAAUACAGUAAGUGCCAGGCACAUCCAUCCCUGGAAGGUCCUAGUGUGAGUACGCCCUGGCUGUGUUCUGAGCGCCAAGCCGUCAGAUCGCAAUGGCUGAAGAUGAAACUUCAACAGUCCGAUCGUGCCUUCGAUCGUUGGCCGGAUCUCGAACUUCCGUCGUCCGAUCUGAGGCUGAGAAUUCCAUUCCAUCCGUCGAUUACAAUGGUGAAAGGGUUUGGGGAGAGGAGGAGGAGGAGGAGAGUGUAGAGAGGAGAGAAACGAGAUCUUCCAAUCUUGUGACAGGGACGACAACGACAAGUGGUGGCAUCUACAUUGAAGAGGCUGACGUGGAGAAGACAGCGCACACGUAUGUGAGUACCGCACCGGUCGAACCGGAGUCUCAAGUCGCGUUCACCACUUCUUGCAUGGGUGGUGAGGCCAAGCAAUGGGUGUUGGCCGAGGCCAAUGCUGCGGGUUUCGAAGACAUCGGUGAGUGGGCGAAGACUCUGACGCUGAAACAGUUCUUGGCGAAAACCAGGGACCGUUUUCUCAACAAGACGACAGCCGACAAGACCUUUGACCAGUUGACGUCAAUUGGUCAAAAGCAUUGGACGUCAGUUGAGGCUUUGUCCCGAGAAGUUGACCGAUUGUUGCAGGUUCCUGGAUUGAACCUGCAGGACAACCAAGUGUUGUACAUCUAUUCCCGCGCGUUGCCUGAGCCCAUCCGGGGACACUUAGUCACUGAAGCGAAAUCCGGUAAGUACAACUACAGACAAUUYCGUGACCUUGCCCUGCAGAGGGAACAAACGACUUCCCAAGUCAAAAAUUCCUAUGCAGCGGUAGUGAAAUCUGGAGGAGGAGGAGGUAGACAAUACAAUGGAAAACGAGUUCUCUGGCGACAGAAGCGCCAAGACCACACAUUUGUCGUCUUCAAUGACGACACAGUGGAAAAUUGGCCGAACGAGGAGAAUGAUAACAUCAGUGACUCCGGGAAGGGGGAAGUCACUGCUGUUGUGGCCAAUAAGGGAGGACCACCCAGGACAGGAGGGAAGAAACAAAGAGCGUUUCCAUGGCACCCUGGCAUUGCUGAUGGGAAGCCAUGGGUCGAAAUGGGUAUGACUAGAAAGACUUGGCAGGAGCGCAUGGACAAUGCGCAAUGUCUCAAGUGCGGCACAGCGGGACAUGCGAAGACUAAGGGCGAGUUGUUGUUUGCAGAUDUUGAGAUCGCACGAWCGCGAGUUGGUGCAAUGUUGGACCCAGGAUCAACGAGGUCCUACAUCUCCGAGAAGGCAAUCCGUAAGUUGCAUCUCGGCAUGAAGGUGUCAGCGCUGUGUCCUCUACCAGUGUUGGAGCAUGUCAGCAGACUGCUGCGGUGGCAGCAUCUGCAGAAGACGUCAGUGAGUUUGCCGUGGCUGGAGCCGUCUCUUCCUAUUCUUGCACCAGAGAGUCCCGUUCACAAUUCCCGAGAGCCACAGCCGUUAAGUGGAGAGGAGGAAGCAGAUCUGCAGAAAUGCAUGGACCGCAUGCGGAGCAUUUGUCGUGCGUGCGCUUCUCAAGGCAAUGGAGCUGGCUUGCCCUUGCUCAUAGAUGCAGAGUACCUGUCCAUUCAGCCAGCAAUCGACUACAUCGCCUCAGUGUGUAUGAGAGAGUUCAACAAGUCGAAACCCGGAAGCAGCGGCACCUGGCGAGGAGCGGACCCUCCUCUUGUCCACACAACGGUUCAGGCUUACCUCCGUGAUGCUACCGCUCGGCUCCGCUGCGCUCUCGAAGGAGCGGAGAAAGCGGGAAUGAGGUAUGGUGUAAAACUCGUACGGGGCGCAUAUAUGAGCAAAGAGAAUGCACUUGCGCAAUUGGCCGGCGUUCCUUCGCCAAUACAUCCCUCCAUCGAGCGAACGCAUGAAGUUUACGACACCUGUGCGGGGAUGGUGAUCGACUGUGUCGUGAACACGCACAGCGGCGGUCCCGCUCUCCUUCUUGCUACCCACAAUGCGACGUCUGCGGCGAAGGCGGCUGAGAGAGCCAAGGACCGACUCUUGCCUACAGGAGACGUCAGAGUGCAGUUUGCGCAGCUCAAGGGCAUGGCCGACCGGUUGUCGUUUGCCUUGGCCAAGGGAGGACACUCAGUCACCAAGUACGUGCCGUUUGGAAAAAUUGAGGAGGUCUUGCCCUACCUUGUGAGAAGAGCAGAGGAGAACAAAGGAAUUGUGGGCAAUACUUCCGAUGAGAGAGCGGCGCUCUGGUGGGAAAUUCGGAGGCGGCUCUCACCUUUCUCUUCUCGCUAUGAUCGACGGACGGGAGGAAAACGAGGAUAAGGGCCUAGGGACUACCAAGUGAAAUGUCCCCCUGAGAAUUCUCGCUGCUAAAAUGGAUCAGGUCCCACUGGAAAAUGCCAACGCUAAA
Messenger RNA from Chara braunii, 2713 nucleotides. Lineage: Eukaryota; Viridiplantae; Streptophyta; Charophyceae; Charales; Characeae. The record is from the annotation of a GenBank genome assembly.